CCUGAAUAUUAUUUGAAAUUCUCUCGGAAAUUUGUAAGAUUUUUCACUGAAUUGAACACCGUAUCUUUCUAGCUCUUACUACUAUUUCACAAAUUGUAAUGUCUAAAAAUGAAAUGCUUCGCCGAUUAUAUAGCUUCGGUUCCCCCACUUAUCGAUAUAAAUGGAUUAGUUCUCCAAUAAAAACAAAAAAUUUGUUUUUCCUAACUACAAACAAUUUAAUAAAAAAUAUGAACUUCGGAUGAAAUAUAAAUAAAAUUGAUUGUGUUUUUCAAUGUUUACUUGAAAAAUGUACGGUAAUUAUUGUGAAAUUUGAGAAAAUGUGUUAUUUUACUUUAGGGAAAAUUUAUUUUUACCAUGUUUGGGUUGGCUGCACUGAAUCGUUUAAAAUUUAUUCAUCGUUUUGAAAAUGUAUAAAAAUAUUAUUUAAUACGAUAAGACGGAUUACUUUGCUACUGUAUUACUUUAAUUUAUACAAAUCUGCUUUCUAAAUAUGUUUAGAUUUGGAAUAAAAUACACAAAAGAUGAAAAUGCAGUGUCAAAAAGCAAUUGUCAAAAUGUCAAACUGUCAUUAAACUUUCAACUUUCCAGAAUUUAAAAAGACAACAAGAAAGGGUAGUGUGAAUGUGAAACAUUUCUUCGAACAUAAUUUGUGUAUUUUCUAAUGUAGAUAGUAUUCUUUAUGUUCUGGAUUGGUUCCAGAGAAAUUUGCAGUGAUUAUUUAUAUAUAUUUAUCAAGUGUAUGCUUCCACCAGUUAAAAUGGCUGGAGCAAAUGAUCGACACCUGUAUCCAAAUAAUGAUACAAGCAGCGAUACUGAAGACUACACAGAUGACAGAAGAAGAAGGGUCUUCAAGAACAGACUCAGGUCUCGAGCAGUCCUUCAGCCGUCAUGCUCCAAAUCGCAGUGCCCUACUCAGUUGAACGCCCAAGGGGGCACCGUGACCGAAGACCGAGUGACGUUAGUAGUGGAUAAUACUCGUUUCGUUGUGGACCCGGCCAUCUUCACCGCACAUCCCAACACGAUGUUGGGCAGGAUGUUCAGUUCCUCACUCGAAUUUACCCAUCCAAAUGAAAGGGGCGAAUAUGAAGUGGCCGACGGGAUACCAGCUUCGGUUUUUAGGGCCAUAUUGGAGUACUACAAAGGAGGCCUGAUUAAAUGUCCCCCAUCUGUGUCCGUGCAGGAGCUCAGAGAGGCUUGUGAUUACUUGUUGGUUCCUUUCGAUGCCAAUACAGUCAGGUGCCAAAAUUUACGUGGUCUUCUACAUGAAUUAUCCAAUGAGGGGGCCAGAUGCCAAUUCGAAGUGUUCCUCGAAGAGCUGAUACUGCCGUUGAUGGUGAACUCCGCCCAAAGGGGCGACAGAGAGUGUCACAUUGUCGUUUUAUUGGAUGACGAUACAGUAGAUUGGGACGAAGAAUAUCCACCUCAAAUGGGCGAGGAGUACAGCCAGACUGUUAACAGUACUGCCAUGUAUAGAUUUUUCAAGUACAUCGAGAACAGAGAUGUGGCCAAGCAAGUGUUAAAGGAUCGCGGUUUGAAGAAGAUCAGGCUUGGAAUUGAAGGUUAUCCAACAUACAAAGAGAAAGUGAAGAAACGCCCAGGGGGCCGAGCAGAGGUGAUCUACAACUACGUCCAACGGCCAUUCAUCCACAUGUCGUGGGAAAAGGAGGAGGCCAAAAGUCGCCACGUCGACUUCCAAUGUGUCAAGUCCAAGAGUGUGACAAAUUUGGCCGAGGCCACAGCCGAUCCGGUCAUGGAACUCGACUCCAGGGGGAACCCCAUGGUAUCGUCGAUGAUGGCACAGCAUCUGCUUCCCGUGGUGGAGCCCCAGGUUCCACCUUCCGCGGCUGAGAAUGACGAGGGGGCCGUUGGAGGAAUCCCCGAUUUGGAUGCGGGGAAUCAUUUAAAUUCAGACGAGCACAAUUUGUAGAUUUUUCGUUUUUGAUUCCUCGAAAGUUGUUGGGAUUGUUGUUGUAGCGAUUGGUGCUGUUGUCGAUUUUUUUUUUUAGGAAUUUUAGCUUUGUUUUUUAGAUGUGCCAUGGAAUUAGUUCAUUGAUGAUAACGAUAAUGACAAGGAAAGUGCAUUAUAUCUUGAGGAAAACACUGUUUUCAUAAGUGAUUAAGAAAAAUAAACAACUUUAAAUAAGCGAAAAUGUUAAGAAUGCGUUUUUUUACAUUGUUACUAAUUCCAUGACAUUGGCUGAAUUGAGUUUUAUGAUGAAAUAUUUUGAUAAAUUGUUUUUUUAUAUUCAUGUAUAGGGUGUUAUUUCUCAUGGAUUUAAUAUAACAAUGUUAAAUCGUGAUGAAAAAACAUCUAGUAUAUGACCCAGUCCUAUUUUUUUACUAAAAAGACUGGGUUUUAUUUAACUGCUUGUGAUUCAUUUGUUAUUUGGGUAUAUACUCGUAGUGUAUUCAAAUAUAUCCAUGAGAUUUAAAUGUUAUUUAAUGAUAUUUAUACUAAAAAAAAACAAUAUAUAAUAUCGACUUUUUAAAAAUUUUGAUGUGUGAGGGCACAAAGUAAUUGUUAAGUGUGCAUUUUUCAUAUUUCCUAUACAUACAUCACAUCCAACAAAUAUUAAUAUCUUGAUACGGUAUCAGAAAUUAUGUUUGUAUUUCCUGGCUUGUGAAACCUUCAGAUCCUUUCGAAUCGUGUGGAUUAAAUGCGUUAUUCUAUAAUUAUUUAAUUUAUAUAGAGUAUGCUGGAUAUUAGUGCUAAAAUCUAAUAUUUAUUUGAGCCAAACUUUUUCUAGAAUUGAAACAAGCUGAAAUAUUAUUUGUAACAAAUUAGUAUGUUUUGAUGCAAGUAAAUACUGACCUACAUAAUAAGAAAUUAGUAGUACCUUUUGUUUUUAAUCAAACAGGUAAAAAGCAUUAAAAAAAUUAAUAUUCAAAGAAAUAACGCAUUUAUUUACACAAAAGACAGUUAAUAUGCUUGCCUAAUAAAGAAAUACACAUUAUUUCUCACUUUCAGGGAUUCAAGUACUUUUCGUCCCCUUUCUCCGUAAUAAAAUACUAUUUUGGAUGGAAUAUUGAUAUAAAAUAAUUUUGAUGAAAAGUACAGUGUUAUUUGCACAUUCCUUUAUGUAUAUAACAGUUUCAGUGUCCCAAAUUAUCAUCAAAACCCUUGAGACUGAUGUUUUAAUUUCUUUGUCCAUUGUUGCUCAUUAUUUUUUGUGUAAACAUUUAUUGUUUGUGUACUGGGUUUGAUACUGCCCAUUUUUUACAAGGUUUUUUCUUAGAAAAAAAAAUACAAUUCAAACAUCUAUAGUGUUUUGGGGUAAAAAAGAACAUGGACAAAACUUAAUACAAUGUUUUGAUCACAAAUGUUUAGUAAAGGCAUUGAAAAGUACUUAUGGGUAAAAAAAAUUUUGUUCUGUUCUCUUUUAAUCUAAAACAGCCUAUGUAUUUGCUUUUUUUACCAUUUUAGCUAGAAUUUUGUACUUGUUUUAUUAUAAAAUGCAAAUAUAUAUUGUCAAUGUAUUGUUGUUUUAUUCAUAUUUUACUGAAAGACAAUCAACAUAACAUAUUUUUUGUGUUUAAAAGUCUUAACUAUCCUAAUUUUUUGGGGUAAGUGGUUCUUGAAGUCUAAAGCAAUCACUGACGGUCUUCCAUUUAUCUCCCUGAGCUGUUACUAUGAAAUUUUGCUGAAAUGUUUUAGGUGAUUUAUCCUGAUACUUCACUGUCCCUGUGACUUGAAUCAUUAAUGUUGUUUGUCCAUUUACAGCUGACUAAAAUAGGCUGUGAAUCUAAAGUAGUUAUAGUAUGAUCAGUGCCAGGUAGAUCCAUGAGGAAUUUUACUAUUUUUUUACUUCCAAUUACUCCAUUACCAUUCCAUGACAAAACUCCUGUUUCUAAAUACAAUUUAUUUAUUAU
Messenger RNA from Psylliodes chrysocephalus, 3870 nucleotides. NCBI's taxonomy places the organism in Eukaryota, Metazoa, Arthropoda, Insecta, Coleoptera, Chrysomelidae. The record is from the annotation of a GenBank genome assembly.